AUGAGCUUUAACUUUCUUGAUAAUCUCCUUAACAUUUUUGUUCUGCAUACAUGGUUUUUGUCGAUGGUUCAAGACGAAUUUAGAGGUGGAAAAAUUAAUGUAGAAAAAACACACAAAUUACUUGAAAAAUUAGAUGUUCAGUGCAAUUACUUUCACGUGAAACAUAUUUUUAAGGAUAAUGACACACAGAAACAAGGAAAAAUUACAAUAGAAGAAUUUAGAACAAUUUAUCGAAUCAUUGUAUACAGAGAAGAAAUUGUUGAGAUUUUCAACACAUAUUCUGAAAACCGGAGAAUUCUUUAUGAGAGUAAUUUGACUCAAUUUCUAACACAAGAACAACAUGCAGUUGGGGAGACUAAAACUACUGCUUCUGAGAUUAUUCAGAAAUAUGAACCCAUUGAUGAAGUCAGACAAGCACAUCAGAUGUCACUUGAAGGCUUUACAAGAUACAUAUAUUCGCCUGAAUGUCUACUAUUUAAACAGGACUGUAAAAGUGUUUAUCAAGAUAUGACCUAUCCACUAACUGAUUAUUUUAUUUCAUCUUCACAUAAUACAUAUUUGGUAUCUGAUCAAUUAGUGGGACCCAGUGACCUUUGGGGAUAUGUAAGUGCCCUCGUGAAAGGAUGCCGGUGUUUGGAAAUUGACUGCUGGGAUGGAUCACAAGGUGAACCUGUGGUAUACCAUGGCUAUACACUCACCAGCAAGCUUCUGUUUAAAACUGUUAUCCAGUCAAUAAGCAGAUAUGCAUUCAUGACAUCUGAGUACCCGGUGGUUCUCUCUUUAGAAAAUCACUGCUCUCCUUCACAGCAGGAAGUGAUGGCUAACAUUUUGCAGACUACUUUUGGACAUUUCCUGCUUUCUGACAUACUUGACGGCUUUCCGGACAGCCUACCUUCACCAGAGGCGUUGAAAUUCAAAAUCUUAGUUAAAAAUAAAAAAAUAGGAACCUUAAAGGAAACUCGUGAAAGGAUAGGCUCUGAUAAACACAGUAUGGUUGGGGUGUGGGAAGAGGAGGAGCUGGAAGUAGAGGAGGAUGAGGAGGAAUUGAAAGCUGUGAAGGAAAAUGAUAGCUCUUCAUCAAGAGUCAACCAAGGAAAGGAAGCGGAGACAAGGAAGUUGCCUGCAGCAUCACUUUUUUCCAAGAAGAAAAAGACCAGGAAGCUAAAAAUAGCUCUUGCUUUAUCUGAUCUUGUCAUUUAUACUAAAUCUGAGAAGUUCAGAAGUUUUCAGUAUUCCAAACAAUAUCAGCAAUUUAAUGAAAGUAAUUCUAUUGGGGAGACACAAGCCCGAAAACUUUCCAAAUUGAAAGUUCAAGAAUUUAUUUCUCACACAAGGAAGUUCAUUACCAGAAUAUAUCCCAAAGCAACGAGAGCAGACUCUUCUAACUUUAAUCCUCAAGAAUUUUGGAAUAUAGGCUGUCAAAUGGUGGCCUUAAAUUUCCAGACUCCUGGUCUGCCUAUGGAUUUGCAAAAUGGGAAAUUUUUGGAUAAUGGUGCUUCUGGAUAUAUUUUGAAGCCACACUUCCUAAGAGAUAUUAAUUCAAAAUUUAACCCAAAUACUUCAAUAAAUGACCACGAUCCAAUUGCAAUUACAAUAAGGCUCAUCAGUGGUAUCCAGCUGCCUCUUAGUAGCUCCUCAUCUAACAAACUAGACACGCUAGUGGUUUUAGAAGUUUUUGGUGUUCCAAAUGAUUGUACGAAACGGCAGAGUCGUGUAAUUAAGAAAAACGCCUUUAGUCCAAGAUGGAAUGAAACCUUCACAUUUAUUAUACAAGUACCAGAAUUGGCUUUGUUGCGUUUUGUUGUUGAAAAUUCAGGUUUAAUAGCAGGAAAUGAAUUUCUCGGGCAAUAUACUUUACCAGUUCUAUGCAUGGGCAAAGGUUACCGUCGAGUUCCUCUGUUCUCUAGAACAGGGGAGAGUCUUGAGCCUGCUUCACUGUUUCUGUAUGUUUGGUAUGUCAAAUAG
Cavia porcellus (domestic guinea pig) is the source of this 1965-nucleotide messenger RNA. RefSeq names its product phospholipase C zeta 1 (gene Plcz1). Lineage: Eukaryota; Metazoa; Chordata; Mammalia; Rodentia; Caviidae. The transcript is spliced from 13 exons. Gene Ontology annotation, cellular component: nucleus. Gene Ontology annotation, biological process: release of sequestered calcium ion into cytosol; positive regulation of cytosolic calcium ion concentration involved in egg activation; lipid metabolic process. Gene Ontology annotation, molecular function: phosphatidylinositol-4,5-bisphosphate phospholipase C activity; calcium ion binding. The record is from RefSeq and is a predicted model, not a curated record. The coding region runs from base 1 to 1965 and encodes 654 amino acids.